GAGGGAAAAAAUUAUCAACUGUAUCUCAUCCAUUCGUGGCAACAAUGAGCGUAGUCCGAUAGGUUUUUCGAUAUCCUCAACUCGGAAGAAUUAUGAGGAUUCUGCUCGGUUCCGUCAGACGUUACCUCUCUUUCUCUUCGCGCAGCUUUUCUGCGAGAAGUGGCGAUGAGGUUCGCUUGGAGCAAUUGAAGGGUGAUCAUGAGGGGAUCGCGUAUCUCACGAUGCACAGACCGGAGGCGAAGAAUGCCCUGAGUCGCAACUUUGUGGGUCAACUCGAAAAAUGUCUACAGGAUCUCAGGACGAAGAAAGAGGUCCGCGUCCUCAUAAUGCGCUCCACAGUACCCGGAGUUUUCUGCGCCGGGGCUGAUCUCAAGGAACGUCGGAAAAUGAAUGAAUCCGAUGUGGAAGGUUUCGUUGAGCGUUUGCGGAACGCGGCAUCCGCGAUCGAAGAUCUGCCGAUGCCUACGAUCGCAGCUCUCGACGGUGCGGCUCUUGGUGGCGGCUUGGAGAUGGCUCUCGCAUGCGACAUCAGAGUCGCGUCGAAAACCGCGAAACUAGGUCUCGUGGAAACCAAGUUGGCAGUGAUUCCAGGCGCAGGAGGAACGCAGAGACUUCCCCGAAUCGUUGGACCUGUGAUCGCGAAGGAGCUCAUCCUGACGGCUCGGGUUCUGAAUGGCGCUCAAGCGCAGGAAAUCGGUCUAGUCAAUCACGUCGCCGAUGACGGUCAGACUGUCGAAAAUUUAGCGCUGAAGAUCGCGUCUGAGAUCCUCCCAAACGGACCCGUAGCGCUCAGAAUGGCCAAACUUGCCAUAAACAAAGGCAUGCAAGUAUCGUUGAGUGAUGGGCUAGCUUUCGAAAAGAGUUACUACGCACAAAUUAUCAACACGAAGGACCGUAUAGAAGGACUUUCAGCUUUCGCGGAGAAGCGAAAACCAGCAUACAAAGGAGAAUAAGUUCUCCCAGACACGGAUUCUUUCUAUAAUAAACGAAUGACUUGAAAGUGGAAAGCAGGUACUGCUUCGCUCCGGCUCACU
Galendromus occidentalis (western predatory mite) is the source of this 1034-nucleotide messenger RNA. RefSeq names its product methylglutaconyl-CoA hydratase, mitochondrial. The coding region runs from base 93 to 953 and encodes 286 amino acids. Lineage: Eukaryota; Metazoa; Arthropoda; Arachnida; Mesostigmata; Phytoseiidae. Gene Ontology annotation, molecular function: catalytic activity. Gene Ontology annotation, cellular component: mitochondrion. The record is from RefSeq and is a predicted model, not a curated record. Gene Ontology annotation, biological process: fatty acid beta-oxidation. The transcript is spliced from 3 exons.